CCUACCGAUAUCAAUAUGGCAACGAUUCCGACGUUACGCAAGACGCUCAACGAUUGUCAUCUGCGCUACCACAAAUACGGAGAGUUUUAUCUCGUGUAUCCCAUCUAUGGAGUUCCUGCCCGGCAAGGGGAAUUCGCCCAUAUGGCCGCCAUUGGAUGGCGGAAGGCCGACGGUUCGCUACAAUUCGAUUGCGGUGGUUCCCUCAUUACAUCCCGACACGUACUAACUGCGGCCCAUUGCGCACUCAACGAUGAUGGCGAGCAACCCAGCGUGGUGCGCUUGGGCGUGAUCAACAUCACGGCCGGGCUGUACGAUCCACAGAACCAAUUUUCCCAAGAGUACGCCAUCGAAAGUUUCACGCGUCAUCCGGACCACAGCUUCCGUUCCGUUUAUCACGAUGUCGCAGUCAUACGCUUAGAUCGGUCCGUAAUCUUGACGAGUGCCGUCCUUCCUGGAUGUCUUUGGACGAGCAGCACGGUACCGUUCCGACGAUUGGAGGCGACCGGUUUUGGACAAACAAGUUUCGGCGGAGAGCGGACACCGAUUCUUCUGAAGGUGCAACUAUCACCGGUGGAAACUGAGGCUUGCCGCAAGUUCUAUCCCAAGAGUGGUACCCGCCGAGAAGGUUUACUCGACAGUCAGAUGUGUGCGUUCGACAACAAGAUGGACACGUGUGGCGGCGACUCCGGCGGACCCCUGCAGAUAAAACUGAUGGCAAACAAUCGACAAAUUCCUUUCAUUAUUGGAAUUACCUCGUUUGGCCGGUUCUGCGGAACAACCGCACCGGGCGUUUACACUCGGGUAGCUCCUUACGUUGCAUGGAUCGAGCGUGCAACGGGAGAGUCCUUCGACGUUCGAACUUGUUACGUACGCCAUCUCAAUCAGCGUGAAAUCGAAGAAGCAAUGGUUGCCAAUCGGGCCGGCGAUAAAGUGUUCAUCGAGCCAGAGAAAAGUUACAUGGAUUUGGAAACCGUAGCGAAACACCGGGUAUACCUUGGUUACAGCAGCACAGAUGGCCGUAUACAAUGGAACUGCGGUGGCGUUCUGAUCAAUGAGAAUUACGUGCUGACGGCGGCCCAUUGCGAUCGUUUCAUACUCAACAAAACGCCUGACUACGUGAAGGUGGGCGAUUUGGACAUCAUCAAAAACCAUCCACAAGCGCAGAUCAUAAAGAUCGAAAGAUUUAUCAAACAUCCGAGUUACAGAGAAGGAGGUGCGCUGGAAAAUGACAUUGCACUGGUUAAGCUACUAACGAACGUAAAGAUGCAGUCUAAUGCAGUUCCAGCGUGUAUACUGAACUCUGAUGCCGUCGCUUUGCCGUUCUACGAAAUGUCCGGCUUGGGACCGUUCAAUAUGAACAAUUUUAUCAUGGACAACGAGCAGGGAUCAAGCAACAGUACGCUAGUAUUGACGAGGAUGCGUGCCGAUAGCGCACCCUGUAGAGGAGCAUCCAGCGACAAGUUAAUUUGUACGAACAAUCGUCAACCCCUUGUACCUGGGACGUGUCGGAUAGAACACGGUGGUCCGUUGGAACGAGAAAUCUGGCAUCAUGAUCGGUACUAUGCCUAUGUAUUCGGUAUAACUGUGGGUGGAAGUGAUUGUGGUUUCGGUACCGAAGCAUAUUACGUGAAAAUUUCCUCACAUAUACAAUGGAUCGAAUCGAUUGUGCUGGGUGGCUCCACCAGAAAGAGGCGAAGCAUCAUCCGAACCAGAAGCAAACGACAACUAUUGUUCCCAUCAUCUAACGAAGAGUAUUACGAUUACAGAAGUCAAUCGUGUAUUCUGUCAGAUAUGAGAAGAGGUAUUUGCAAGUCAUACAAUUCCUGCCCAAGGCAAAAUAUGGGUUCGACUAUCACCAUUUGCCAACAUGGUGCCCAGCCAAUUGUUUGCUGUGCCAAUUCCAACUCGUUGACACGACCGACGCGUUUAUCUGCUAACACUGCUACUAGUAAUCCCGGUGGCCUACAAAAGUCCGGUUAUAAGCUAAACAGUUGUGUAUCCUUCUGGCGGCUGUAUAAAAGGACACCGGUCGAUGAGUAUGAAAGCAUUCCAUCGGAGGGCCGUCCUGUGAGUUAUGGAGAGUAUCCUCACAGUGCCGCAAUAGGUAGUGCGCAGCGGAACGAGUGGCCCUGCACCGGUGUCCUGGUAAGCGAUGAAUACGUGCUAAGUGCUGCUAGUUGUUUGGCAUUUGCACGUGACCCUCGUUCUGUGCGCUUUGGACAAGACGGUUCGAAUGACAUUUUUGGAAUCACGCAAACCAUAACUCACCCCAUGUGGGAACGACGGAUAGAAUACCGAUACAACUUAGCAUUGGUACGUUUGGACAAUCGGGUGCAGUUCUCAUCGACGAGACUUCCAGCUUGUGUUUGGCCCAAUCUGGAUAAGGUUCCACUGAAGUUGUACAGCUUGGGAAAUGACAAACAAGGACGAAUAAAUGUAUAUCCGAGAAGUGCAAAGUAUAAUGCGGAUUGCCGCAGUCUUGCCAGCAACAGCUAUUCCAUUCUUGACCGCGAAUCCGUUUGUAUCGAGAACUAUUAUGUUACUAAUACGGUGUGCUCCGAUCAGGCGGGCAAUCCUGUCGAAGGAAUCGUGAAGUACAACGGCACAAGUAUUCCAUUGGUCGUUGGAAUAACAUCGUACACCGUAGGUUGUCCAUCGUAUUCGAAGGAUGACGAAACGGUUACCAUAUUGUCGCGCCUUGCUGCUUAUCAACAGUGGUUGAAGCAGAACAUUGAGCGUUAGCGAUUGAGGUUCAAUAAGUCAGAUAUGUUUCGUAAGAUCACGGUCCGUCUUGAAGCUAUAUUGCGGUAACUCUAUUUGCGGAAGCCAUUUGCAGUAUAUUGGCAGCUACGAUUUUCAU
This is a messenger RNA of Anopheles bellator, 2860 nucleotides long. RefSeq lists its product as uncharacterized. Gene Ontology annotation, molecular function: serine-type endopeptidase activity. The record is from RefSeq and is a predicted model, not a curated record. NCBI's taxonomy places the organism in Eukaryota, Metazoa, Arthropoda, Insecta, Diptera, Culicidae. Gene Ontology annotation, biological process: proteolysis. Bases 16 to 2742 code for a protein of 908 amino acids. The transcript has 8 exons.